AUGUCUGGAAGAGAUGAUUAUCGUAUCUUUGUGGGAGGUCUUACUUGGAGUACCUCAGAGAGGAUUCUUGAGGAUGCUUUCAGCCGAUACGGGAAGAUCAUUGAAUCGUUGGAGUAGUUAUUGAACAACUGAUAUGCAAAUAUAUGAGACUCAAGAAAGCUACUGCAUUCUGAUGUGAUGUUGUCUGAUUACAGAUUAUAUCAACUGGUUGAAUCGAAUAAGAUAUUGAAGUCUUAUAUUGUGUUUAGUCAAUUUUCUUAAAGUUGUGAAGCUUUUAAGUCAUCUCCUUUGGUUGAAGUUGUCACAGCAGCAUGAGACAAAACUAAAAUAGUUUGGAAAGUGAGUUCUUUAGUAAAGAGAUAAGAGGGUCAGAACUUGCCAAAUACAUAAACCUAGCACCUUGAAUUUCCAUAUAGUAAGACAUGUUAACGAAUAUUACCUGAAUAAUUGAGGACAAUUCAAAGAGCAUACAUGUUUGGGUACUUUUCACAGGCACUGAUAGUGUUGAAUGAUAUAAAUCAAUGAGAGUAUGAAUCAGAUUGUACCACCUUCUAUGCUUGUUCAAAGAGUUCACAGUCAGUGGUUUCAUACACAUGUCUCAUCUUUGUUUUCUUCUAAUCUUUUCAGUCCUUGAGUUCAGAAAUUUAGUUAUCAUAUUAGAGAUCAGAUCUCAUUUUGAAGAGUUCUUUCCGACAUGAUUGAUGAGGGCAUUGGCCAGCACCUUAUGACCCGUUGAGUAUAGUUUGUGGCCCUUGCAAGCCUUGUGAUACCAAAACAUCCAUAGCGCAUCCUGUGUUUUUAGUUCAAUGCCAAAGUUAUGGAGUUCUAGAUGAUUAGAUGUGAUGUAUUCUUGGUCAAUUGCUGGGUGCCAAGAUUCCAGUUAUUUGAGACAGUAAUUUGUUUCUUCCAGUUGAAACGUCUUGAGCUCUGAUGGAGAAAGUUGAAUCUUAAAUUGAUCGGUUAUGUCUGUUGCUGUCAGCUUGAGGUCAUUGAGGUUUCCUUUCUAGGAGUCAUGAUUAUGUGGUUAUGUCUACCAGGCUAACGGAGCAUGCUUAAUGACAAGGACAAUCUGUAGUGUGGUAAUUUGGAUGAAGCCAUUUGUUGUAUGAUAUCUGUCCGCCCUCCUCAAAACUGGUCGCUAUCCUUUCAUUGUUUUCAAUAUUGAAACAAUGUUUAUUUAACAUGUACUUCUAAUUAGGCUUAUUUUAUGGUGUAGAAUGUUUUAUUUAAUUCUUUUGCUAGCAUAUUGACCCCGAGUCCUUCAAUUAUAUGCUUAUGAUUCUUAUCAUCUUGGGUCAGCUUGUUUUGCCCUCAAUUUUUUUUCCUCCUAGGAUUUUAUUUGGUCAAUAGAUAUCAUUGAUAACUAUGUGCUCUUUUGUGGUUCUUAAAGCUUAGUUUACAUAUACUUGUUAGAAAACUUAUUUAUAUGAUUAUACAUCUUUUUUGAAAACUGAAAUAUUGUUUCUCCACAUGAACUUCCUGUUUUCCUUAGCAUUAAGCAUCCAUUUCUUAACUAAUUUAUCCCAAAUAAUUUGGGCAGUGUUUCUGAUACAACAGCAAUCAAUUCCACUUCAUGCAACCCUUACAGAUAGUAUUUGAACAAUAUUCCUGGGCCUUUUCCUAGUUCAAGUUGAGUUUAUUAAGACCUCUGAUUGUUUAAAUGGAGAUAGUAAAUAACUGCUGCAUGAAUUAUAGACUGGCAAUCAGUUUGUCACUUGUUUUGUCCAUAAACUAGGAUGAUGUUAUUUUAAUGUUUCCAAUAUAUAUAUGUCAAAAUCAUUUUUAACUGGUUAGAGUUGGAUAAAUUUGUGGUUAUUGUUUCUUGUUUAGAAGUUGCUGCUGGAGUUGGAUUUAAUGUAUGCUAUUAAUACUAGUGUGCCAGGUCUGAGCAAUUUGUGUUUGGUUUCUUUUGUCUGCAUGCUUUCUGUGAAGCGCUACUUUGUAAGCAUAUCUUAUAUUGAAUAAAGAUUUCUGUGGUUGAGCAAGAAUCACACAUUUUGAGGUGUUAGUGUUCCUCUGCUAGUGUUGGGAUUGCGGGAGCUGUUAAAAGGGCAGUUGCAGUUUGAGAUAGUUAUUGUUUUAUUUACCACCUGAUAGACAUAGUUAAUAUCCUUUAUAGUAAGAAAAUGUCUAAUCCUUGAUGAUAUUAAUGCAUUAUGUUCCUAAUCGAGAAGAAAGUUUGGGGAACUGUGCAAUUCAUGCUGACUUAUUCCCCUUCCUGCUAGUUGGCACCAAGUUUGUUAUUGUGAAUUACUGCUGUAUCAAUAGUUUCUGUUUGGAGAACAAAGUUUUUGAACUGAAAGAAUGGUUAAACCUCGCCAUCAAACAACAUUUCUGCUCAGUGUGAAGUGGACUGAUAUGCCUUAGACAAAGGGGAAGACAUGAUCUAGCAUCGACUCUUCUGAUUAAUGGCUCCUUGUUGAGCUUGAUUUCUUAUCUCUCCUCCUUGCUUCAUCUGCUCUGAAGUAGUUAGUGUCUAAAGUAUAUCCGAGAACUAUAUACUUGCUCAUGUGGUACCCAAGAUUGAUUAUUUGGCUUUUUCUCCACUCUUCUUUAGUCUUGCAUACACCUUUGAAUUCUGGAACAAUACGAUGCUCUGUUUUGUGGAGAUAGUGCAGUUUGAUUGGGAAAAGAUGGGCAGUUUAAGGAUGUAGCUUGUGGGUACACCAUUGGCUUCUUCCUAUGCAGAUGUUAAUGUGUUAUGGGGGGCAAAUUUAAGAAUGGUUUCUAUAGAAUAGUAUGAUUCUUUGUUUGUUAUAAAUGUUAUUGCAGUAAGUUCAGAAAUGGAUAAUUGGAGUUUGGACAAGGUUCACAUGACAUGACAAGGAGGAUAAUUGGAGUUUCCAAUUCUUGAAUCAUUUUGGCUAAUGUAUUGUGAAUUGGUUGUAGGUGAUGGUGGAAAGAGAUACAGGUCGUCCCCGUGGAUUUGGGUUUAUAACAUUUGCAGAUCGACGAGGAAUGGAUGAUGCUAUCAGGGAAAUGCACGGCAGGGAAUUAGACGGUCAAGUCAUAACUGUCAACAGGGCUCAGCCGAAAAGGUCAGGCGACGACUCUAACUAUGGGGGUUUUAACGGAAGCAGGGAAGAUGGAAGAGAUGGUCAGAGAGGAGGUGGCAGUUUCAGAGACAGUUACAGAGGUGGAGACAACAAACCUCUUUCUGGGAAUACUGAUUGUUUCAAGUGCGGACGCCCCGGUCAUUUUGCUCGUGAAUGCCCUACCGCAGGUGGAGGUGCGGGUGGUGGUAGAGAUAGAUUCUCGAGGUUUGGUGGGGACCGCUUUGAAGAUCGGUUUGAUGGAGGAGGAAGGUAUGGCGAUCGGGAGCGAGUUGAUGUUAGGGAGAGUAGGUAUGGAAGUCGGGACAGGUAUGUGAAUAACGAUAGGUAUCCUCUUCCAGCUGUUGGAGAGAGGUUUGGUGCUGGCGAUCGUUAUUUGGACAGGGAGACUUCAAAUGGAUAUGGUAAGGAGAGGGAGUAUGUUCGAGACUUGCCAAGAGGAGGAGGAGGCGGUGAUCGGUAUGGAAGUGGUGGUCCGGCUCGAUAUGAAAGGGGAAGUUAUCGUGAAAGAUCUGGGCCUUAUGAUCGUGCUGGAAGGGGAGGAGGAGGUGGAGGAAGAGGAGGCGGUAGGCCGGGUGCGUAUGACCGAUACUGAUAGUGGUGGCAUGGCUGCUUAUUUAUGUUUUGAUCCUCUUAAACUAGAUGUUUUUGUUUGUUUGUUUGCUUGUGUUUCAUUUUAGAUAUAGAGAUGCCCAAGUUAUCUUUAAGAUGAUGAUCUUUGUUUCAUGCAUAUUUAUGUUGUUUAACUGCAAACCCCGUCCCCAAUGAAGCAUGAACUUGUUAUUUUUAGAUAUUUGCUAUGGAUUGUUUUAUGUUUUGAAUUCUACGUUUUCAUGAUUUGUUGCCCUA
Messenger RNA from Impatiens glandulifera, 3902 nucleotides. Its product is annotated as glycine-rich RNA-binding protein RZ1C. Gene Ontology annotation, molecular function: zinc ion binding; RNA binding. The record is from RefSeq and is a predicted model, not a curated record. NCBI's taxonomy places the organism in Eukaryota, Viridiplantae, Streptophyta, Magnoliopsida, Ericales, Balsaminaceae. The transcript has 2 exons. The coding region runs from base 2893 to 3648 and encodes 251 amino acids.